GUAGAUUUAGCCUUCAUUUUAUCUGAAGAACUCCAGGCUUCACUCUUCCAUUUUGAAUUACGUGUCCCACCAGUCUUCCGCCAACAAACAGUGGUUCUUCUGAGAGGGAAUGGAGAACUUUAUCCUUUACGAAGAGCUUGGGGCAGGCAGAAGCUCUGUUGUCUAUAAAGGAAGAAGGAAGAACAAUCUCAAUUAUGUGGCCAUCAUCUGCACCGACAAAGCCAAAAGACCUGAGAUCACUAACCAUGUUCGUCUCAGCCACGAUCUGGAUCAUCCGAACAUAGUAUGCUUCUAUGAGUGGUAUGAGACAAGUAACCACCUCUGGUUAGUAGUGGAGCUCUGUACAGGUGGUUCCAUGGAGUCUGUGAUUGGUCAGGAUGGGUGUCUGUCAGAAGAUGUGGUGAGGAGGUUUGGAUGGGACUUGGUCAAAGGACUGAAACACAUCCAUGAAUUAGGAAUCAUUUUCUCUGACUUGACCCCUGCUAAGAUUCUACUGGAUGGUAGUGGCAUCCUGAAGUUUGGCAACUUCUGUCUGUCCAAGGCAGAGGGAGAGACACUGGAGGAUUUCUUUACUUUGCUCUCUACAUCUGAGGAAGCCGGGGAGGGAGAUGGCAAGAAGAACUUUGAUAACAUUAAGAAAAGAUUACAAGGUUCUACAACUUACAGUGCUCCAGAGGUUUUGCAAGGAUCAGAAACCAAUAUAAGCUCUGAUCUCUGGGCUCUAGGGUGUACACUUUACUACAUGUACACUGGUACCCACAUGAGCGCACACACACACACACACACGCUGCAUGCACACAGACCACCACCUCCCAGACAGACAGUGUUUUCAGGCAGUCCUCCCAGUGAGAACUUCCAGGAUCUUCUGAAAGCCUUGCUCAACAAAAACCCAGAUAAGAGGAUGGACUGGCCAGGGUUGCUGGACCACCCUUUCUGGACACACGUACUGAAGGCGGGAGAAGAUGAGGAAGAGGGAGAAGAGGAGGAUGUAGAAGGGGACCAGGAGAUAAAUAAUUGCUGUGAGGGAAUUGUUCCAGCUAGCUUGAGACAAACAAGGAUUCCUGACCCUUUACGUCCAGCAAAGGCAGAUGAGCAUCCCAAAAUCCUGCUGAUUGGAGUUUCAUGGCCAGGCUUAGUUACCAUGGCUGUGUCCAGAUUGACAGACCUGUUGAGGGAUAAUCUGAGGAAUAGUAAAGUAAAGCAGUUCCUGCUGCCACCACUUGGGGAGUUCCUCUACCUCAUUGCUUCCCAGGAGGAGAAGAGAGGCUCCCCAGAGGGACUGUGGUUCGUUCCCGCUGCCGCCUACACUGGCUUAAUGAGGAGCCUGCGGGAAGGGGAUGAUUCCAUAGUUCAUCACAUGGUUGCAAAAACCAUAGAGAACAUCUCCACCACUGUUAAUGGAUCCUCCCACCACCUGGUUACAACAGAGAUAGGCUCUGCCCUGUGGUACCUGUUCACUCACUCCACUGUGGAGGCUGUCAGAGUCACCGCCAUCUCUUCUCUUUCUAGGCUAACCCGGGUGGUCCCAGCAGUCUUCUUGGCAGUGAUUGACACAUGUGGGCCUGCAGCCAUCUUGGAGGGUGUGGUUGGAGCAGGGGCUAGGGUCCAGCAGCACCUGCUCACUGCUAUGGCUGCCGCCUUGGUCACCUCAUGCAUCCAAACACACCGUGUCACACAGAGCACGGAUUUGGUGUUGAAGGUGCUGCGCUGUCUAGAGAGUCCAUCCACAGUAACAAGAGCCAAAGCAUUACUACUACUGCUGCUACUAAUACAGGACAACUCUCACACACUGCUUUACUGCUGUCAACACAGACUUGUCAUGUACCUGGAGAGAGACUUACGCAAAGCCACACCUCUCAGAGAGAACCCCAGCCAAUCAGGAUACCUGUCUCAGUGUCUGGACUUACUGAUUGUAUAUCUGAGUAGCACUGCACCACUGAUAUUGGAGGAUGUCUUAUGUUCAUUGAGAGGUGUGAUUCAGAGGAGACACCCCUCUGCAACUCAGAGCAGACAGCUUAAACACACUUUGCCUACAAUGUCUGUAGUGCUGGAACUUCUUUCAUCACAGGUCUUUCGAUCUCAAAUUGUAACUGAGGAGUUUCUAGCUCAAAUUGGAUUGCUACUUAACUAUAUCAUCUCUAUAGAAUCAAAUGAAACCAAUGUGGCCAGUGCAGUGGGUGCAUCAGUAUGUGAUGAGUUGAUUAGGACAUCUCUGUCCAUUGUGGAAGUCCUGAGUCAGCACCAUUCUCUCAUCACUCCACAUCACGGAGCUGUUGUGGAUGCCAUCCUGCCGCCUCUGACAACACUGGUUUUCAGCAGAAAUGCGGAGUGGUCUGUGUUUGUUUUGAGUGUGCUGUCCGAACUCAGUCUUGUACUGCUCGUCCAGGAUGGGGAUCAUUCUGAUGAAGAUGAGAAGACAAAGGAAAAGAAAGAGAGAAAAGAGGAAGGAGGAAUGGCAGCAGAAGGAAGAAAUAAAAACUCUUCCAGUCAAAUCUUAGCUCUCAUCACUAAAUCUCUGCUUCCAAGGUAUGAGUCUCUUCUUAGAGCAGCAGAGCCUAUCCAACUCUACGCACUCAAACUGCUGGUAUCAAUGACUGAACACAGCACGCAGAUCUGCAGGUUGAUCAAACGCAGUAGGAUCCUACCGACAGUUUUUCAGCUCAUUAUGGCUAACAGUAGUAAUGUUACCAGUGGGAUGCUCCAAAAUGCAAUCGCCUUGCUGUGUAACCUUAGUGGAGACACAAUCUUGGACCUCGAGCCAGUACACCACCAAGGCCUAGUAGAGGUGGUUGUGAAUACCCUCUCAGAAGCUGCAGUGGUCCACCCAGAUGGAGAGGGGCAUGCCGUGAGGAAGAUCAGCCAUCUUGUGUUACAAACUCUUCUGGAACUGCUUCACAACACACUAAAACAAACAUCAGCAGUUGUCCGCUCUGCACUUAAGAGCCAGAGGCUAUCUUGUCCAGCAGUAGAGAUGGAAGCAGCAGAGAAGGUGCUGCUAGCCAACAGACCCCUGAGCCAACUCAGCACGCACCUCAUUCAUAUGCUGUCCACUGAAAACCAGGAGGUGUGGGAGGAGUCUAUUCAAUGUCUGUCCCUAUUGGUCCAGCUGUACGGUGGAGAGGGUCAUGACUGCCUGUCACCCUCCAGCUUGCAAAGCUUCUCACACAUGCUGCGUACACAAAUGCACAGUGAGACCCCCCGAAUACAGCGCACAACCCUUAGGAUCAUCAAACGACUGGUGCAGACUACAGACAGAUCUGAUUGGUUAGAAUGUCCUGCAGGGGCGGAGCUAGUGAGUCUACUGCAUGAUAUAACUACAUCCACCAGGUGUCAUGUUGAUGUGGUUCCGCUGGCUGCUGAAAUCCUCCAAGAGAUCUCUGGAUCCUAGAAGCUUUAAAUCUUAAAACCUUCAACCAAUCAAAGCACCAGAACUUGAACUGAAUUUCAUAACAUGUUUCUGAACAAUCUUAAACUAGAGAAGAUUGUUCUUUCAAGAUGUUGCCAGUUUUGGACUAAAAUGUCUCUAGACAUUAGUUAUUUAUUUGUUAAAUCUCUGGUUGAGCUAGGCUCAUUAUUAGAAACUGGACUGGAUAUAAAGAUAAUUGUAUAUGUAGUUGGUGACUGUUUUAAUUCAUAUAAAGUUUUGCUUUUGGAUGAACCAGUUUUGCUGGAACAGGCUCCUAAAAGCUUUGACAUGAGUUUGGUAACAGAGCAUUCACUCAUCUCUCUACAUGACUCUCAUUGCAUUUGCAAAUUGGAUCAAUGACAGCAAUAAAUAUUGCUCUGACACUACAGUAAUUUGACAACUCAAUCAAAACAUCCGUCCAGUGUCCACCAGACUGGAUUACAGCAUGAGUGUUAAUUAAGACUGUCACAAGCGUCACAGCACUGGCCUCUGGGUUCGUCUUGACAGCUCCAGUCAGUAUUGGUGGCAGACUGUCUGACGGUGAAUGCAGUUAUAAGCAACACACUGCUCAGCUACUGCCAGCACACACGGAAACUGGCUCUUAUCAGGAGUUAUGAUGCAACACAAAUGACGUAUUCUACUACAUUCUGGCAACAGGGAGCAGAGCCAUGAUAGUUUAAUCAUGGAUUAUUUGAUAGAUUUCUGGUUGAUUAAACUGUAUGGACAUUGGACAUCAGAGUAAUUUACCAUUCCACUUGGAGUCUGUAAAAAGACGGGUGUGUGUAUGUUAGUAUGACGAUGAAUAAGGACAGGUUGGAGUUGAGUGAGACUAGGCAUAACAUCUGUCCUCCAUGCAACACCGUGUCCUCUGAAAAAUCCUGGGCACACCAGUAAUGGUCACCACUGGCAGGCUUUUAGUUCUUCACUCCAGGUUCUAAUUUCAUAUGCAAAUCUGACUAAUCUCACUAAAGCUGCCCCAAACACAGCUGUCACUGUUCAGUUGUCUGAUGUCGUCCACCAAGUUAAACAAACUGAAAUUUAGGACGGAUUCUCAUGACGAAGAUAGUGAACAGAACUGGCUUCCUGCCAAACUGCAUGCUGACAUUUGUUUUCACAGAGGAUCAUCAGUUUUCCACACCUUACUGCCUACCUGUUAUUUGAUGUGUAAAACUGAGGGUCACGUUUGUGUUGCGUCAUCUGUUACCUUUGCUGUCUGACGUCCAAUUCUGCCGCC
Messenger RNA from Xiphias gladius (swordfish), 4640 nucleotides. It is a transcript of the gene ulk4, whose product is annotated as unc-51 like kinase 4. NCBI's taxonomy places the organism in Eukaryota, Metazoa, Chordata, Actinopteri, Istiophoriformes, Xiphiidae. The transcript has 30 exons. The record is from RefSeq and is a predicted model, not a curated record. Bases 110 to 3388 code for a protein of 1092 amino acids. Gene Ontology annotation, molecular function: ATP binding; protein kinase activity. Gene Ontology annotation, biological process: protein phosphorylation.